Molecule: messenger RNA, 938 nt
Organism: Aspergillus neoniger CBS 115656
Lineage: Eukaryota; Fungi; Ascomycota; Eurotiomycetes; Eurotiales; Aspergillaceae
Product: oxidoreductase
Exons: 4
Coding region: 60-938 (292 amino acids)
Cellular component (GO): intracellular anatomical structure
Molecular function (GO): oxidoreductase activity, acting on NAD(P)H, oxygen as acceptor
Source: RefSeq, a predicted model, not a curated record
CAGGAAUUCAUCGCAUUUUGUCUAUCGCCUUUAUCUUUUCUGCAUAUCAUCUGCUCAUCAUGGCCACGAGAAGCGAUUGCAACGUCCACAGCCCCGAGUUCCGUGAGGCAAAGCCCUCGCAGGGAGAUCCUGCUCGUCCUGUUGCUGAUCUCUUUCGUCUUGAUAAUCGCACUAUCAUAAUCACCGGCGCUACCGGCUUCCUAGGCACCAUGCUCGCCAUUGCGAUCCUCGAAAGCGGCGGUGAUGUCGUCUGUCUUGAUCUCGCACCCGUCCCGGAUUCUCCGCAUUGGCAUAAAGUCGAAGCCGCCGCGCAAACGCACGCGAGUCAAUUAACCUACUACCCCCUCGACGUAACGGACGAAUCAGGUGUAGAGAAAACUUUCACCCAGUUCAUCCCUACCCUGCGAUAUCCACUCAAGGGUCUUGUCGCCUGCGCAGGCCUAUCCCGCAAUGGUCCCGCGACCGAAUUCCCCGUCUCGUCGUUUCGCCGGAUACUUGAUAUCAAUGUGACGGGGACGUUUCUUAUCGCGCAGGCGGCGGCCCGGGAGAUGCUCAGAACGAAUACUACCGGGAGCAUGGUGUUUGUGGCUAGUAUGAGUGGUUAUGUGUCGAAUAAGGGCGUCGAUACAGCCGGAUACAACGCCUCCAAGGCGGCCGUUCAUCAACUCACGCGGUCCUUAGCUGCCGAGUGGGGAUCGAGGGUCGGGAUGCCUUUGAUUAGGGUUAAUUCGCUCUCACCUGGGUAUAUUCGGACUGCGGCGACGGCAGAAGCGCUUCAGAAGCCAAGGAUGGAGAGCCAGUGGGUGGGUGAUAACCUGCUGUUUCGGUUGAGUACGGCGGAUGAGUUCCGGGCACCGGUGCUUUUCAUGCUUGGGGAUGGGAGUAGUUUUAUGACGGGGGCGGAUUUGCGCGUUGAUGGGGGGCAUUGUGCGUGGUAG